Brettanomyces bruxellensis is the source of this 1974-nucleotide messenger RNA. RefSeq lists its product as uncharacterized. The coding region runs from base 1 to 1974 and encodes 657 amino acids. The record is from RefSeq and is a predicted model, not a curated record. Lineage: Eukaryota; Fungi; Ascomycota; Pichiomycetes; Pichiales; Pichiaceae. The transcript has a single exon.
AUGGCUUCUCAUUCAAAUAAUUCAGCUAGAACUUCAGCCGGGCCUCAAGGGAUGUCUUCUUCGAAGGAUUUGCUAAAUGCCACGCAUAGAAGAUUUUCUGAUCCCAAACGCUCUCCUAGUGCAAAGAGAUCGCCAUCUAUUUUAGUCACUGAUGCAAGAAAAGGUUAUGUGAAGGCGCCUUUUGCUGGACAUAGGCUUCAACAAAUACAGAGAGCACAACAUAACAAUGUAUCUGCACCCUCAAGUCGUAUGAAUAAUGCUUUGAAAUUCAUGAGGCCCAGACAAUCCACUGGAAGAUACGCAAAUAUAUCAGUAACAAAGCUCACUUCGAAUAUUAGUGAUGUGCCAUCAUCGGCCCGUCAUGCUGCUCCUAGAUAUCUUUCAUCGGGAUCCAGAUAUAACAAAGGUCAAAACGGUAUUCGCCCUAUUCCUCAAUUUUUAAGAGCAUUACCCAGUAGAACCUCAAAAUCUUUGCAGCGGUUGGUUUUAAUUCCGGAUGAAGCUACAAUGGCUGAAACGCAACCGGAAUCUGGGUCUGCUCCACUUCAGCAGCAGGAAGCAACAACAGAGAACAUAUUUUUGAGCGGAUAUAAAAGAACACGUGCUGAGAGUAUGUCGAAGGAGCAGAGAGAACUUGAAUAUCCUCGUGUUACUGCCUACUUAAUUGCCGAGGGAUUUAACCUGACUCUAAUAUCAAAGUUCUUAAAGAAGUAUCACCAUGUACUCCCUAGAUUGUACGAUGAUAUGCUUUAUGUUCCAUAUUCUUUACCCUUGUUGCCCGGAGAUGAUGGAUAUCGCGUUAAAUCCAAUGAUUCCGCCAGAAAUGAGCAUGGAAACGAAUUAAUGGAACAGUUUAUUGAUAGAUCAGAGGAAAAAGAGCAUCAUUAUGAGUUUUACUCAGGUGAGGACGUUGAAAAUAAUGCGAUAGUUAGUUCCAAUAAUGAAGCCUAUGUGGGGCAAGGGUCGAAUGUGUCUGAGUUUAAUCCUUCAGAACCACAAUAUUUUGUAUCUGCAAGUCCGGCAGAGAGCAUAAUAGAGGAAUAUGUCGAUGAUGAUAAUGCAUAUCAAUCUAAGACCUACUCAAAGGUGAAUCAUGAUGAAAAAGAGAGUAGCAACAAAAACUAUCCUACUAUCGUUCCCGCAGAGAAAGGCUUGCAUUUAUCUAAAAGAAGACGUUCGGAACUUCCAGAUUUGAGUAAACAUGCCGAAAUGUUUAUUUUGAACUAUGGUGUUGUUGUUUUUUGGAAUUUCUCAGAAAUUCAUGAGAAGAAUGUUCUUGCCGAUUUAGCGUUUGCCAAACUUGAUCAAGUUGAGUUUAGUUCUGACGAAGAAGAUGAUGAUAAGGAUGAUGAAGAAGAUGAUGGUGAGGAUGGUGAUGAUGAAAAUAGUACGGAAAGCCAGGAAAGCAAUUCCAAUGACUCUAGUGAUCACAGUGAUGAUGAAGACAGUCAGCCUCAACUUUUAAUAAAACCAGUUCCGGAGCAAGAUAUAGAAAUGGAAGAUUUUCAUUUUGAGUAUAAUAAGGAGGUUCCGACUCCGAGAAUUUUUAAUGAUAUGAUUACGUUGAAAUCCGGUGAUCAUCUUAUUAAGCUGACAAUAUCGCAUGCUAUAGCACAAUCAACAAAGCUUUGCAUGUUUGAAAGCAAAAUGUCACUAAUUCUAAAUUCUAUCUCGAAGCUGCCUAAAAUCAUGGCUCUUACGGGACGACUCAAAAAUUACACAGGUAAGAAAUUGCUGAUGAAAACAGGGGGAUUGUUGCAAUUAAGGAGUGAAGUUAAUUUGAGUUCCAACGUGUUGGAUACACCGGAAUAUUUUUGGUCCAUUGAACCUGGCUUACAUCCUCUGUACGUAGCUAUCAGAGAAUACUUAGAAAUUGAUCAAAGGUUGAGGUCAUCAAUGAUCGAUGCAAAGUUUUCUUGGAUUUCUUCGAUAUUGUGUCGGAUACCCUGGAAGAAAAUCACAUGGUCAGAGUAA